Messenger RNA from Eimeria tenella, 1245 nucleotides. RefSeq lists its product as uncharacterized. Bases 1 to 1245 code for a protein of 414 amino acids. The record is from RefSeq and is a predicted model, not a curated record. The transcript has 2 exons. NCBI's taxonomy places the organism in Eukaryota, Apicomplexa, Conoidasida, Eucoccidiorida, Eimeriidae.
AUGCAAGCGUUCCGUCAGCGCAGUCCUGACGAUGCACUUGGAGGACCCCAGGUGAUGGCUGCUUGCACGCAGGCAGCUGCACUUCUAGAUACUUACCGCACCCUACGAAGGGCGUACUUAAACUUUUACGGGGAACAGGAUUCAGACGCUGGCAUGUCAGAGGACAGCGCUGCAUGGAUGUCCGGGCGAUUCAGCCUGAUGCUGGAAGAGGACCCGGCCGUCGGAAAAGACAGGGAGUUGCAAAAAUGUUUGAAAUGGUGCAUCGACUCAACCUUGAUUCUGCAGCAGAUGCUUUCCCAGCGCCCCAUCACUGAAAUUCAUGAAAGCAGUGUGUCUCCUGGCAAUGCAUUGAAUAACUUGCUGGACGUCUCGGAAUCUGGAUGCGAUUCUUUCAGCUCCCGCACUACACAAUACUUGCUAGCGCGAUGCCGAGACGAAUCAAAGGAGCGCCUAGCUCAGAUUCAUAUCUGGGCAGCGCUUAGCAUUGCCCUCUCUGAAUAUUUUUUUAAAGAACAACUGACUUGUGCAGUUAGAGCACAGGGAAAUUCUGAAAAGGCUCUUAGUCUCGUGAGAGCUGCGUUGUCAUUAAGCUGGGAACGUACUAGCCUCCCCCAAAUUUUGAAACCUCACUUCCUUCUUUUGCAAGCAGUGAAGAGCAUUGAAGAUAGCAGGUUGCUAAUAGACCCCGACAAGGAGCGCAUAGCGAAGAACUGUGGCAACAUUGGACCACCGCAUAUGAAGGAAUUUUCGCCCUUAUUUGGGGAGCCGAAAACCUACGAAGAGGUGCUCAUUUCGAUGUACACACUGCCCCUGUCUCAUGGCAAUGAUUCCGGGAGUGGUGGUGAUAGCAACGUUAACCGGCAACAACGCUCGGAACCAGGAGAACGUGACAGCAGUAACGUGCACGGAGACCCAACUUCGGAAGCACCCAAGGAAGGUACUAGCUAUCAUGCCCAAAUAUUGACUGAAAAAGUGUCCGUCGUGACCCUGGAGUGCUUAUUGGUCCUUUCUGUUAGGCGAAAAGGACCUGAAUGUCCCACAGUUUCACGAAACACAUUUUUGCAAUGCGCACCCGCUUGGCUCUCUGCUUGCGAACAAGCGCGGGCGACACUGUUGGCAGACUCCUUUUCUGUGUUUCAGGACAAACACAUGCCACACAGCAGGAGGCAAACACCUACCCCCGUAGCUCGCCACCGCCACCUCCGCCGCGCGUACACCGAGAGGGUCAACCUGAACAGGCAGUAG